AUGAAACAACAAGAAACGCUACGCGAGAAACAAAAAGAUGUGCAAGUUUAUAAAGAAGAUCCAGAAAUAGUUGACAUAGCAAAACCGGUAGGUAAAUGGACAAAGAUGGUUAUAAUGGGCAAUGGUUUAAUGCAGCGUUUUGCACAAUUGAUACAUAGAGAAGGCGGCCAGAAAGGAUUUUGGGAGCUGUUUGUAAAAGCUCAGGCUUCAACUCAAGCUGAGCCAAAAUCAAAGAUUCUAAUCACUGGUCCAAAUGGUAGUGGUAAAACCAGCUUAAUUAGAAGUUUAUCUGGACUUUUACCGCCGGUAUCAGGCAAUAUAAGGUACUGCGGAAAAGACAUAUAUGAUGAUCCAAAAUCCUAUAUACCUUCUAUGGUCUAUAUAGGUCAUAAGAAUGCCUAUAAAGAUAGCUUAACUGUUGCUCAAAACAUAGAAUUCUGGGCAGGAAUACGAAAUACUAGGGAAUUGAUUAUGGCAGCUGUUUGUUGCUUGCAGUUGCAAUCUGUACUUAAUAUUAGAUAUGGCGAACUUUCUGCAGUAAUUAUGUCGAGUUUAAGCUGCCUUUAUGGUGAUAAUGCAGAAUUUGUGGAAGAAAUGUAUAGCCGUUAUCUGCAGGGCGAUAAAUCAAUCGGGGAAGAUUGGUACAGAAUUUUUUCAAGCAAUUUAGAAGUUAAUAAAGCGGAGUCUUGUGGUGCACAGCAUGCAGUCAAAACGGAUGAUUCAGUUUCUAGUCUGGCAAAUUUUUUCAGAUCUUAUGGUCAUUUUUUUGCAGACCUUAACCCGUUGUCGCCGAACGCAAGUCAAGAAGUAGACUAUCAAAAAUAUUCGAAUCUCUCUCCAACGAGUGAUGCUGGAAUCUAUAGAGAUAUUUACUGCAAGAAUAUUGGUUUUGAAUUUAUGCAUAUUUCCUCUUAUGAGGAGAGGAUGUGGCUGCAGGAAAAGAUCGAAAAUCAAACCUAUACACUGAGCUCACAAGAUAAAAAGGAAAUACUGAGGCACUUGGUCGAAUCUGAAAUGUUCGAGCAAUUUCUCCAUAUGAAAUUUCCUGGAUAUAAGCGUUUUUCUAUUGAAGGUGGAGAAUCAGCUAUUGUUGCGAUUGAGAGAAUUAUUAGUGAUUCUGCGGCUUUUGGCAUUGAAGAAGUAGUUCUUGGCAUGGCUCAUCGCGGACGACUCAAUGUUUUAACCAAAGUUAUGGGGAAAGAAUAUGCGGCAAUGCUAUCUGAGUUUCAAGGUAAUCUCGCGUAUCCAGGUGGUCUUGAGGUGUCUGGUGAUGUUAAAUAUCACCUUGGUUAUUCUUCUGAUCACGCACUUGCUGGUGGUAAAAAAAUACAUUUGAGUUUAUGUCCUAACCCAUCUCACCUUGAAGCGGUAAAUCCGGUUCUAGCUGGAAGAAUAAGAGCAAAACAAAAUAUGAGAUCUGUGCUUGGAAUAUCGAUUCAUGGCGAUGCAGCUUUCAUUGGGCAAGGAGUGGUUGCUGAAACCCUGACAUUAAGCAAUAUUGAAGGCUAUGAGGUGGAUGGCAUUGUGCAUAUUGUCAUUAAUAACCAAGUUGGCUUUACUGCAAACCCAUGCUGUGCGCGGUCAUCUUUUUAUUGCACUGAUGUAACUAAAUCUAUAGAAGCCCCAGUAUUUCACGUUAAUGGAGAUAAUCCAGAAGCAGUAAAUUUUGUUGCAAGUCUGGCAAUGGAAUAUAGGCAGAAGUUUAAAAAAGAUGUGGUGAUUGACAUGAUAUGCUACCGCAAAUAUGGCCAUAAUGAAGGCGAUGAACCUAAUUUCACUCAGCCACUCAUGUAUAAGCUGAUAUCAAAGCAUAAAACUCCAGGAACGCUAUACGAAGAGAAGUUGACUGCAGAGAAAGUAUUAGGUAGCGAUGAAGUAAAUAAAUUGCGCAGCAAAUUCAGAGCAAGAUUGGAUGAAAGACUUACUGAGUCAUCGGCUUAUACUCCAAGAAAAGCUGACUGGUUUGAUGGAGUGUGGUUAAAACUAAGAAGAGCAAGGCUGAAUGAUUUGAACGAAUACUACACGAAUUCUGGUGUUUCACCGAGUGAGCUAAAAAAACUAGGUGUGCAUAUAAAUAGCAAUAUCCCAAGCAGUUUUAAUAUCAACAAUAAGGUUAGAAAAAUACUCGAUGGAAGAAUAGACAGUAUAAAUUCCGGCAGUAAUAUAGACUGGGCAACUGCUGAAAGUCUUGCGUUUGCAUCGCUACUUAAAGAAGGAAUAGAAGUGCGUUUAUCAGGCCAAGACUCUGGUCGUGGGACUUUUUCGCACCGUCAUUCAAGGCUUGUUGAUCAGGUAACGGAAGAAGCAUUUAUUCCGCUAAACAAUAUAAAUAAAAAGCAAGCUCGCUUUGAAGUUAUAGAUAGCGCACUAUCUGAGUAUGCUGUAAUGGGCUUUGAGUAUGGAUAUAGCCUAGAUUCUCCGUAUUCACUGGUGCUCUGGGAAGGGCAGUUUGGUGAUUUUGCAAAUGGUGCGCAGAUUAUGAUCGAUCAAUUUAUUGCAUCUGCAGAAACGAAGUGGUUGCGAUCAAGUGGUCUAGUUUUACUUUUGCCUCAUGGUUAUGAAGGGCAGGGGCCUGAACAUAGUUCUGCUCGCAUAGAGAGAUUUUUGCAACUCUGCGCAGAGGAUAAUAUGCAAGUAGUUAAUUGUUCCACUCCGGCAAAUUACUUUCAUGUCUUGCGCAGACAAAUUCAUCGAGAUUUUCGUAAGCCUUUAGUAGUAUUUACACCUAAAUCGCUACUGCGUCAUAAAAGAGCAGUUUCUAACCUGUCUGACUUUGAAGGAAAAUUCCUCACGGUAAUUCCAGAAUGUAGAACAGGUUUAGUUUCAAAUGACAAAAUACGCAAAGUUAUAAUAUGUAGUGGCAAAGUUUAUUACGACGUAAUUGAAAUGCUUGAAACACAAAAAAUAAAUGACAUAGCAGUAGUGCGUUUAGAACAAUUCUAUCCAUUUCCAGCCGAUAAGCUAGGCAGUGAACUUGAAAAGUACAAAAAUGCUGAAAUUAUAUGGUGUCAAGAAGAACCAAAAAAUAUGGGAGGAUGGUUUUUUGUUAACCCAUUGAUAGAAGAAGUGUUAUCUAGUCUCAAUAUUAAGGCAAAGAGGCCUGGGUGCAUCUCAAGACCUGCUGCUGCAUCUCCUGCAUGUGGUUAUGCUAGUGUUCAUGCUCAGCAACAGGAGGAAAUUUUAAAGCAGCUUAACUAA
Vollenhovia emeryi is the source of this 3198-nucleotide messenger RNA. RefSeq names its product 2-oxoglutarate dehydrogenase, mitochondrial-like. Gene Ontology annotation, molecular function: thiamine pyrophosphate binding; ATP hydrolysis activity; oxoglutarate dehydrogenase (succinyl-transferring) activity. The transcript has 3 exons. The record is from RefSeq and is a predicted model, not a curated record. NCBI's taxonomy places the organism in Eukaryota, Metazoa, Arthropoda, Insecta, Hymenoptera, Formicidae. The coding region runs from base 1 to 3198 and encodes 1065 amino acids. Gene Ontology annotation, biological process: tricarboxylic acid cycle. Gene Ontology annotation, cellular component: cytosol; oxoglutarate dehydrogenase complex.